This is a messenger RNA of Momordica charantia (bitter melon), 1711 nucleotides long. RefSeq names its product putative E3 ubiquitin-protein ligase XBAT31. The record is from RefSeq and is a predicted model, not a curated record. Gene Ontology annotation, molecular function: protein binding. NCBI's taxonomy places the organism in Eukaryota, Viridiplantae, Streptophyta, Magnoliopsida, Cucurbitales, Cucurbitaceae.
UUCCAGUCCACGCCGAGGAAUUACCCACUCACUCCUUCUCCUCUGGCGAGUGAGUGAGCUCCUUUUCGAGCUCCUCUCCAUGUUCUACGGGGUGAUUAUUGAUUGAGGUUUCGCCGGAGGGAGGGAAUGGGGCAGGGCCUGAGCUGCGCAGACCGCCAUGGAAGUGGAUUCUUCGGAGCUCUGCAGAAUGGGGAAGUGGAAGUUGUUCGAGCCAUGGUGGAGACAGACCAAUCCAUCUUGCAUCGCACCACCAACCAUAGGAGAUCGUCUGCGCUGCACAUGGCGGCUGCCAGUGGACAGAUCGACAUUCUUUCGCUGCUAUUGGACCGGAGUGCGAAUCCCGAUGUUCUGAAUCGUCAUAAUCAGACUCCGUUAAUGCUGGCUGCCAUGGGCGGGAAGAUAGCUUGUGUCAAAAGACUGAUCGAAGCAGGAGCAAAUAUCUUGAUGUUUGAUUCUAUACAUCGACGGACCUGCUUGCAUUACGCAGCUCAUUAUGGCCAUUCAGAUUGUCUGCAAGCGAUUCUCUCUGCUGCCCACUCCACCCCUGUAUCUGACUCCUGGGGGUUUGCGAGAUUUGUGAACAUUAGAGAUGGGGAUGGUUCAACUCCAUUGCAUUUAGCCUCCAGGCAGAGCCAACCAGAAUGUGUCCGUAUCCUUCUUAACAAUGGUGCUCUUGUUUGUGUUUCCACUUGCAGUUGUCCAGGUAGUUCGCCACUUCAUUUAGCUGCUCGCGGUGGUUCGUUGGAAUGUGUUCGUGAAUUGCUUGCUUGGGGAGCUGAUAGAUUUCAGUUCGACUCAUAUGGGAGGAUACCAUUUGCAGUUGCUGUGAAGCACAAGCACCAAGCUUGUGCUGCUUUGUUGAACCCUUCAUCACCAGAACCUCUUGUCUGGCCAUCACCUUUGAAGUUAAUCAUUGAAUUAGAUCCAGAUGCAAAAGUUUUGUUAGAAAAGGCCUUGAUGGAUGCAAACAUGGAGAGGGAGAAGACCAUAUUGAAGGAAACAUGCAUCACACCUCCAUGUCCUUUGCAAUCUGAUGUUGACAUUGAUGCUGAUGUUGACAAUGACUUAGCAUUGGAGGCUAGCGAUGCGGAGUUGUGCUGCAUAUGCUUCGAGCAGGUGUGCAAUAUUGAGGCUCAACCAUGUAGCCAUCGAAUGUGCGCCCAUUGCACAGUAUCCUUAUGCUGCCACAAGAAGCCUAAUCCAACGACUGCUUGUCCAACAGCCCCUGUUUGCCCAUUUUGCAGAAGCAGCAUCACCCAGCUUCUUGUUGCUGAGGUGAAGAGUAAUGACAAUGCAGACCAAGAAAUUUCCCCCUUGAAACUGAAGGGAUCGAGAACGUCAAAUUUCAAUGAAGAAAAUAGCAGCUUCAAAAGCCUAUCUGCCCUGGUUGGGAAGUUGGGUGAACACGAUUCAGGAAGUUUGUCAAGUCAUAAAAAAGGCGUUACGAGAUGAUGAUCCAACAGAUAUAGCACCUGUGGAGCAUCAAUAUUUGAAUAUACUGAGGCUGGCACCCAAUCUAAAUUAUGUAAGGGUCGUGGUGCGAUGCGGGCAAACAUACGUGAAUAUCUGUUUGCCCAGAGAAGUUUUUAUAAUUGUCAGUUAUUUACGUUUCUUAAGCCACUAAGCUAGCAUAUGUAGCAAAUUUAUACAACCAUUUGAAGUUUCUUCUUCUAACAUAUACUAACAGAUGCGGUGGAGCUAUCUAUGGCUA